ACUACCGGACAACAUGUUCUCGUAUAUUUAAAUUUAAUUUAUCAUCAGCAACUUUUUUAAAUAUGACAUAUAUUUAAUAUUUUACUUUCAAAAAAUGAUGAAAUUCAGAAAUAUAUAUAUAUUUUUUUAUAAAAAUGUUUACAAUAUGUAAAAUUUCUUAAUAACUGGGUAAUUAAAAAUAAUUUAUAUUCGAUAUUCAUUAUGGCUGCGAAUUUAACAGUUUCCUGUAAAGUUUUCCAAGCACUCUUAAAUGUUGAUAUACACGAGCUAUGCAAGUUAUCUGCCAAAGAUAUUCGACCAAUUCUUCCUUGUUUAGUUAGGAUGAGCCUUAUAUCAUCUGCUGACAACAUGGCUGAUUAUACUGAUGGUAAAAAAAAUAUUCUAACGUUACUAUCUGGCAUAGAAUUAGUCAAUUCUAUUGUAGCAUUGCUAUCCAUUGACUUCCACUCUUUGGAAAUAGAUGUUAAAAAAGAACAAUUAUUAAGACAAAAGUUGGGAAGUACUCAAGCUGAUAGUAUUCUUAUACAUUCAUUACAAAACCCACUUUCACUUGAAUUUGAAAGAAGUGAUUCUACUAGAAGGCUAAGGCUUGUUUUAAGUGAAAUUCUCUAUAUUUCUUCACAGAUUCAAGAACAUCGAGAAAAACAACACUGUAAUCAAUCUACCAUUAAUUCAGAAUUUUAUAUAAAACAAUCUGAUUUAUUUGAUUAUCCUGUUUAUAUACCAGAAGUUUGUGAUGUAUUAAAUAUUGCUCUUUCUGAACUACCAGCUAUACUUACUGUUCAAGAUAUAGCUGAAGUACUUUUGCACGUUAAACAUGGUUCAACAUUUAUUUGUUGGAUUGUUGCCAAUUUUCCUGAUUGUUUUUAUGAUGUAUGUACGAGUUUAAUUCAAAACUCAGAGAGAUAUGAAGAAGAAAAUGGUGGUAGUCGUAUACGUAUAGAAGUUUUGAUUCAAUUAUGUGCUAUGUACCCAUCUGCUGCUCUUGUUGUGCGAGCAAAAUGUGUUGAACUUAGUAAAAUGCCAGCCUUAACUAUUAUGCUAACAUUAGAACACAAAAUUUUUGAAGUUCCAUUUUUGGAUAAUAUGUGUACAUCAAGCAACAAUGAUCUAGUAACCUUUGUCUCAGGAUUACUUCUAGGGAAUGAUCAACAAGCCAGAAGUUGGUUUUCACAGUUUAUUAGACAAAAAAGAAUCAAGGAUUCAGUUAAUAUUGCUGUUCAGAAUAUGCGUGAUGAAUUAUUAUUACAGCUUCAAAAUUUAUUAAGAAAUGUUAAAGAUAAUACAUUACCUAAUUCAUCUGUUGUUCAAGCUAGUGUAUUACUACGUCUUUACUGUGCAUUAAAAGGAAUUUCUGGGAUCAAAUUUCAAGAAGAAGAAGUGACAUCUCUUGUCAGUUUAGCCACUUGUUAUCCUCCUUCAACUCCUGAAGGUGUAAGAUUUGUGACCAUUGCUAUAUGCAUAAUGAUUUGUUGCAAUACACUUUUAGCAAGUCCAGAAAAUGAAGCUAAAUGUGUACAUUGGUUGAAAAAGUUGGCUAGUAGUGAAUCUCCAUUUUUUGGAAAACCAACUGAUACAACUGCAAGUUUUGGAGAAAUGUUGCUGUUGAUGGCUAUACAUUUUCAUAGCAGCCAAUUAACAUGGAUCUGUGAUCAUAUGUGUAAUACAUUAGGUAUGAGAAUUAAUAUACGACAAAGUACAAUGGGAAAAAUGAAACAAAUUUUCACUCAAGAUGUUUUUCCAGAACAAGUAGUUGCAUCCAGAAGUGUUAACAUACCAGUUACUCCAAAUUUAAAUGCUAACAUGACAGGAUUUUUACCAAUUCAUUGUGUAUUGCAAUUACUUAAAAGUCAAGCUUUCAACAAACAUCGUGUAAAUAUUAAAACUUGGAUUUAUAAUCAAAUUUGUGCUAGUGUUUCUCCAUUACAUCCAUUAUUACCGUCGUUGAUUGAAGCCUAUGUUACUUCUAUACUAAUAUUACCAACUAAAUCAACAUUAGAAGUUGCAGUUAAUCAGCCGUUAACAGAAGAAGAAAUCAUCAAAAUAUUUGGUGACAAAGUGUUUGAUCAAACUAAAAAUAAAUCAUUUACUGCUCAUUUGCUCUUAUUGUACUACUUACUUCUAUAUGAAGAAACUAGCAUGUCAUUAGCAGCACAGCAAAACAAGACACAUCUAACAAGUUUUUAUCGUUAUAAAACUGAAUUUUUAGCAGAUAUUCCAAUUAGAUACAUAGUACAACAAGCAGAGAAAGAGCACCCUUACUCAAGUUUAUUUUCUACAUUGUUAAGAUUAUUGGCCACACAUUUUCCUCAUUUAUCAUUAGUAGAAGACUGGAUGGAAGGUACAUCAACAGAAAUUCAAUUUAUAUCCCAACAUAAAGCUAAAAAUAUCACAGAAGAAAUGAUUGAAAGCGGAUUAAGUAUGAUGGUCGAGCAUCCUGAAAGAGCUGGCAUUGUAUUAAAAAGACUAUGUGCUGAAUUACCAAUUAAAAUUUGGCCUCUUGCUUCAACAUUUCUGAAAUUUUUGCCUCAUAUAUUAGAUUCAAAUGUUUCAAGAUAUAUUCAAGAGUUGUAUAAAAAAGUAUGGCUUAGACUUAACACAGUAUUACCACGUAAUUUAUGGGUCCUCACAGUUAAAUCUCUACAACACAAUAAUGUAGUAAAUUCUCUUAAAGAAGAAAAUAUUAUGCAAGAUCCACUUCAAGUUUUACAGUGUGAUUCCAGAGUUUACAGAUGUCCAACUGUUUUAAGCAUAGUAUUACGUGUGCUACAAUCAUCUUUAGCAGCAUCUAGAAGCCAUUUGUCACGUUUAGUCAAUCAAAAGCUACUGGUUACUGGUCAGAUAGCCAAUAACCGUGAAGAAUACAAAAAUGUAUUGACAGCUGCUCAAGAUAGUGCUGCUAUUCAAUUAUUACUAGAGGCUUGUUUAGAAACUGAAAAUGAUAGACAAUCUUUCUCUAAUAUGAUGACAUUACGGGAAGUACGAAGCGUAGUUUGUUCAUUUUUACAUCAAAUGUUUAUUGCUGAUCCUCAGUUAGCAAAAUUAGUACAUUUUCAGGGUUAUCCAAGAGAACUCUUACCAGUUACAUGUGUUGGUAUACCCUCCAUGCACAUCUGCUUAGAUUUUAUUGCUGAGCUACUAAGCCAACCAGAUUUUCAGAAACAAAUAUUUGCAAUAGACCUUAUUUCAAAUAUUUCUCAACAAUAUCCACUCCCUAAGUCGUUAAGUUUAGCACGUUUAGCCAUUAAUACUAUGUACACAUUUCUCUCAGUAUUAACUCAAGAAGAUCGACGUGAACUAUAUAUGCCUACUCUCCCAGCUUUAGUUAAAAUAUGUCAAGUGUUCCCAACACUAAGUGAAGAUUGCUUAACAUUUUUAAAUCAAUUGGGUCGUAUGUGUAUGUCUGUCACAGCAGUUCGAUCUGAUAUAUUUUUGCUACCUUCUGCAGCUGUGAGAAAUGAAGAUGUAGAAGAACCAAAAUUAAGAAUGAGAAGGGUACCAAAACCAGAUAUUUUUGAUGAACGUUCAGAUGUAGCUGUAGCUAACAAAUUAUUUUCCCAGCAAGUUGAAAAUACUGUUAAAAAAAUACUACAAAAUUGUUUAGAAAGUAAUGCAAGUGCUUAAACAACUUUAAUAUGGACUUAAAUAAAUGUAAUUUAUGAAUAAAUAUAAUCGUAAUAAAAUCAAAUGAAUGCAGAAUGUUAAUUUCAAUUUUUA
Molecule: messenger RNA, 3717 nt
Organism: Daktulosphaira vitifoliae (grape phylloxera)
Lineage: Eukaryota; Metazoa; Arthropoda; Insecta; Hemiptera; Phylloxeridae
Gene: IntS2
Product: integrator complex subunit 2
Exons: 16
Coding region: 202-3624 (1140 amino acids)
Biological process (GO): snRNA 3'-end processing
Cellular component (GO): integrator complex
Source: RefSeq, a predicted model, not a curated record